Messenger RNA from Sciurus carolinensis (gray squirrel), 2354 nucleotides. RefSeq names its product N-alpha-acetyltransferase 80, NatH catalytic subunit (gene Naa80). The transcript has 2 exons. Gene Ontology annotation, cellular component: cytoplasm. The record is from RefSeq and is a predicted model, not a curated record. Gene Ontology annotation, molecular function: acetyl-CoA binding; N-acetyltransferase activity. Gene Ontology annotation, biological process: protein acetylation. Lineage: Eukaryota; Metazoa; Chordata; Mammalia; Rodentia; Sciuridae. Bases 528 to 1460 code for a protein of 310 amino acids.
ACCGCCCCCAACCCACUAGCUGCCUGUCGGUGCUGCCCGCACAUACGGUCCGCAAGUAGCUAUGUCUUGCACGCCCUCCCUGCGUCGUUGUUCUCUCCUAGAACAGACUGAGCCAUACGCACCCACGGAGUCAAAUUUUCGAAGUUCCCACCCCCAAAAUUCCACCGUGUGUGAUCCUCAGGAGUAAGGGAGGGAGGUUAAGGGUUAGCCCGGGCACUGGAGACAAUGCGGCCGCUUUUUAAAGACCCAGAGACUAGCCCCGCCCACAGUGGGUGGGGUUGGCACUGAACGGGUUAAGCCCGCCUUAUCGGCCUGAAACUACAGGCCUAGGGGCGGAUCCUGGGGCUUACUCCCUGUAGACCUAGAGGUGCUGGUGUUGCUGUUGCUGCCGCCGAGGCGGCUGAUGCAGGAGGUGAUGUUGGCUCCCAGCCUGACUCAGCUGAGCCUGGAUCCUACGAGUAGGCAAGAGCUUAUUCUGAGCCCCUGGCCCAACCACGCUGACUCCUACCCUAGACCCUGUGCACUGGAUGGAGCUGAUCCUGAGUACCAACCCAGCUAAACUGACUGUGGAUCCUGCAUGCCAAUCAGAGUUGACCCUGAGAUUCAACCUAACCAAGCUAACCCUGGAUCCCAUACACCAACCACAGCUGAACCUGAGCCCCAGGCUAGCUGAGCUGACCUUGGAUUCCACAUGCCAUCCAGAGAUGACCCUCCGAUCUGACCCAGCUGAGCUGACCCUGGAUUCCAAACACCAGUCAGAGGAGACCCCACUCCCUAACCUGGCUGAGUUGACCCUGGAGCCUGUGCAUUGUCGACCCGAGCUCCUGGACGCUUGUGCUGACCUCAUCAAUGACCAGUGGCCCCGCAGCCGUGCCUCUCGCCUACACUCCUUGGGCCAGUCCUCAGAUGCCUUCCCUCUCUGCCUGAUGCUGCUGAGCCCUGGUCUCACCCCCGAAGCAGCCCCCAUUGUGGUGGGUCAUGCCCGUCUGUCACGUGUGCUGGACCUGCCCCAGAGCCUCUUGGUGGAAACAGUGGUGGUGGCCCGGGCCCUUAGGGGCCAUGGCUUUGGCCGCCGUCUCAUGGAGGGCCUGGAGGUCUUUGCUCGGGCCCGGGGCUUCCGCCGACUGCACCUCACCACUCAUGAUCAGCUAUACUUCUAUGCCCACCUGGGCUACCAGCUGGGUGAACCUGUUCAGGGCCUGGUCUUCACCAGCCAACGGCUGCCCUCCACCCUGCUCCGUGUCUUCCCUAGGGCCCCCUCUUCCCAGCCACCCUGCAAAGUCCCUAGCCUCACUGCCCAAGCAGCCCCAAGGGGACGUAAGGGGCCUCCACCGCCACCACCCCCUCCCCUGCCCACCUCACCCCCAUCUCCAGUAGGGCCCCUUCCACAAAACCUGCUGGAGACACAAUACCAAGACCUCAGGGGAUGCCCCAUAUUCUGGAUGGAAAAAAAUAUCUGAGAGCCACCUAGAAAAAGGCACUGUCCUUCUGAGUCACUGGACUGCCCAGAACAGUACCAGCCUCAGCCCACUGGCCAUACUUCAGCCCCUAGCCCCUGGGGGCAACUUUAGCCUGGAUAUAUUUCCUGGGUAUGAGGGGGGCCAAAUAUGGUAGCUCCAAUAGCUCUGGCUUAGAGCCAUCAGUGUAGAUGAAUAAAGGCUUCUGUUGAGUGUAGCUGUGACAGUUUUUUAUUGAUCUCCACCCUCACUUUUCCAGUUCCCUAUCCCUAAAAAGUCCUUGGAUCCAACUUGGCUCUGGGGUCAUUGAUGGGAUGACACCUAUCCUUUGCCUGCCUAACCUGCCAGACCCAGAGGACAGAAUGGCUCUUCCUUUACCCAUUCAUUCACUCAUUACCAUUCACUGAGCCCUGCUGUGUCUGACCCUGGACUGGGUAUAGGCAAUGGGGAAUUAUACAAGAUCCCAUUCAAGGGGACAGAUGGGCGUACUGUGUCAGGAUCUACUGUGGGACAAGGAAGUACAAAGGCUUUGGGAGCACAAGUGCCCUCACUCCCUCUAGGGAUUCAGAAGACCCAGAGGUGAAUGAUAUCAUAGCAGAGACCUGAGUGCUGAGUAGGAAUUAAGUGAGGCAUGCGAGGUGGUGAGAGCUGAGUGUUCUUGGAGCAGGGACCAAAAUGGGAAGAUGAAAGAAGAGUACUUGUGAUAGCUGUGGUGGGGGGGAGUCUGGUGCCUUGACAGAGAUGCAAAGCACUAGAGGGGCCCUACCCAGACCAGUUUGGGGCAUGGCUGCUCUGAGAAGCCUAUGGGAUCCCUUAGAAACCAUCAUUUUCCCAACCCCCAUCCUUGUGGGGAAGAGCUAGGAAGCUUUCCCUGCUCCUCCUGCUGUGCGGAAGUCA